This is a messenger RNA of Rotaria sp. Silwood1, 390 nucleotides long. The record is from the annotation of a GenBank genome assembly. Lineage: Eukaryota; Metazoa; Rotifera; Eurotatoria; Philodinida; Philodinidae.
AUGGAACAUUCAAUGAUUCAAUUGGAUGAUUUACCUGAUGAGAUUCUUAUGAUGAUUUUUAAAAACAUGUGUCAAGUUGAUGUCCUCUAUUCUUUAAUAGAUGUUAAUCAACGACUUAACACAAUUGUACAUGAUCCAAUUUUUACUACUCAUUUGACUUUACUGGAACAUUUCUCGGAUGGCUCCAUACAUUCAUUAACGGAUACAAUGCUUGAUCAAUUUUGUUUACAAAUUUUACCCAAAAUUAAGCAUAAAAUCAAAUGCUUUGAUCUUGAACCAUUAUCUAUGGAACGUAUCCUUCUUGCUACAAAUUAUCCUAGUUUAUAUGGACUUACUUUAUAUAAUAUUGACUUGCGUACAUGUGACUAUUACUUUUUUGGUAAGAUAUAG